Molecule: messenger RNA, 808 nt
Organism: Nasonia vitripennis (jewel wasp)
Lineage: Eukaryota; Metazoa; Arthropoda; Insecta; Hymenoptera; Pteromalidae
Gene: Sbat
Product: N-alpha-acetyltransferase 38, NatC auxiliary subunit
Exons: 2
Coding region: 325-654 (109 amino acids)
Cellular component (GO): NatC complex
Molecular function (GO): RNA binding
Source: RefSeq, a predicted model, not a curated record
UGCGCAAUUAUAAAUGCCAGAGCUGGCGAAGUAUUAGCAGACUACAAAUUUUCUAUACCCUCCCUAACUUCACAUUUCUUCUCAGAUGGCAGCACCGUCAACUCAAUUUUUCGUCUCGUUCUGCAUUGACGUUUUUCCUUUUUGGUUUGGUUUUCGUACUCUUAGACAUCAGGCAAAAAUGCAGUUAUUUUACUUUUUUAGUUGAAAUUUUAACAUUGGAAGCAGAUAAAUAUGAAUAUAAAAUAGAUAAACGGAAAUUCGAUAUUCUAAUUUUGAAGUUAUCUAUACUGCAAGUGCAAAGGCGUAAAUUCUUUGUAUUUUUCCAUGGACAUUAAAGAAAAAGAGCAGAAUUGUGAAGAAACGAUGACAAAUGAAGAGAAACAAGUUAAUGAAAAUGGAGAAGUUAAUAACGAAGCGGUGAAUAUAAAAGAAUCAGCUGGAAAACAAAAAUUAAGAAGCUGGCUAAAUCGUACACUAAGGAUAAAAAUGACUGAUGGUCGAAUUUUGACAGGAGCCUUCUUGUGUACAGAUCGUGAUGCUAAUGUCAUAUUGGGACUGUGUUCAGAGUAUUUAUCGGAAAAUUCUGAAGCAAGAGCAUUAGGAUUGGUUAUGGUUCCUGGAAGACACAUUGUGACGAUACACUUGGACGUAUAAAAAUAGAUAAAAUUAUUAAUUAAAAAAGUUUUGAGUCACCAACAUUGUGCAGAGUAAAUUUUCACAUACUUUGCUUUCUCUACAACUUUAACAUAUAAGUUCUGUACAAAAUAAUGUAAAUAAAAAAAAAAAUAAAACUGUACAAUUUAUAUAA